AGACUGCAUGUCUCCGUUUCUGAUCUACUCUAGUAGGCAUCGACAUUGUCGUUACCCUCAUCUGUCACCGUAGUGUUUUACCAACGAAAAUGUUUGCACCUUUUCUGAGGUCAUGAUCGCCGGCCAUCGUUGUACCCUCAGGCACCAAUCAAUUACCCAUUUGGCCCCAAUUUUACCGGGAACAUCGAGAUGGAUCAAGCUCCGACGGUUCAUCCGUACCCUAAUGUUGGCCUCGCCGGAUCAUCCCGAGACGAAAAACUAUCUGAAGAGCCACACCCAGAUUUCGAACGAGAACAAACGACAAGUUGGUAGCCAUCCCUCGUACGUGAUCCAUCCUUUCAGCGUCUUUCGCCAGUACUGGGACAUGGUGGUGUUCGUUGCGUUGACGUUGCAUCUGCUGAUGUUGGCGUUUGAUUUCACCUUCCUGAUCUUCCAAGACGAGCACGAGUACAUGGGUGCCAUACGGUUCGAUUUAUUCCUGUGUGGUGUCCUGUUGGCGGAGGUAAUGCUGAAGUUUAUCACGGGGUUCGUUGUGAAGGAAACCAACGAAAUCGUCCUGGAACCGAAGCGCAUUGCCUUGAACUAUCUGAAGUAUGGUCGACUGGUUUACGAUUUACUGCGGGUGAUGCCGUACAUUUUGCUCUUGGACACUUUUAACCGAGCGUACUAUCGUUACUCGGUUGACAUUUAUUUGGCUUUCAUCAUCUAUUUGUAUACGAUCAACAUCUUUCGGUACAAGGAAAUAUUCAAAUACUUCAAGAUUAUCCCAACAAUCCUCAGAGUUGGCGAGAAGAAGAUUCUUCUAAUGAAACUUGUGAUGAACACCAUCUACGUUCUGCAUUGGAGUGCCUGCUUGCGAUACAUUCUGCCAGAGCUCACCAUCGUGAUGGAACCGAAAAGCAGCGAGAGCGACGUGUUGGGCUUGACUAGGAAAGGUAUUCAGGACGAACGGUUCAGCGUAGGUCAUUUUCUGGUUGAUGUUUAUUGGCGGCACUAUCGACAUGAGGACACAGUUCACUAUCCGGUGUCGCAAGGACGCGUGAUCAUUGAGCCACCCAGCUUUGAAAUGUACAUGCGCUAUUAUUUCAAAAACCGCCCGGUGGAUAAGCGGAUGGUCGAUCGGAACUUCAUUUUGAUGAAGCUGGACGAUAUUCGAAGAAACGCCACCAUUUUUGAGCGGUACUUGGGAAGCAUGAAAUCAACUGCGAAGAUUUGUCUACAAGCCGGGAGAGAUGAAGAUGCCGGACUACAUUUCAUCAACAACAUUUUGACUUCAUUUCUUUUGCUUGGUGGUUGGAUUUGGUUCACAUACAUCUUGCUGAGCAUGGUUCGCCUGAUCGUGUCCUCCGAGAUGAGUCAGACAAAGUACGAGGAGUUUGUGAACGAAAUAAGAGCAUAUGCAUUCAACAAACGCCUCAGUGACAGCUUCAAAGACAAAAUGCUGCGUCAUUUAGCCUGCCGAUACAGAAGACACUAUUUCAACUCGUCCGCUAUUUUGAAAACCAUGUCUGACAAUUUGAGAAGAAGCGUGCAAAUGGAAAUUUGCUACCAUUUGCUCAGAUAUGUGGAGAUGUUUCGAGGGUUACCGAGAGCCGUCAUCGAAGACAUCGUGGACAACCUCAAGUAUGAAAUCUACCUGGAAGGAGACAAACUCAUUGAAGCCGGCACUCAAGGAGAUGCGAUGUUUUUCAUCAGGUACGGAACAGCUGCCGUUUAUUCAGCAGGGGGCGUUGAACUGGGUCAUCUGAUCGAUGGUGCUCAUUUUGGAGAAAUGUCAGUGCUGAACAAGGGCAACCAGCGAACGGCAACCAUUGUGGCUCUGGAAAACUGCGAAAUCUACCGAUUGACGUACGAAUGCUUCCAAAAACUGAUUGAACCGCAUCCGCACCUGCUGCUUGGGAUGCACAAACUGGCUGAAGAAAGAGUGGCUAAAGCGGAAAGGGACAGGCUAAGCCUACCGGAGUCUGAAGUGUACGACAAUUUUCUCCAAUAAAUUUAGAAUACAAUCGAAUGUGUAGUGUAUCUUUAAUCCUCCAGGACGCGCGCCGUUGUAAAAAGUACAAAACUACCAAAAAACCUUGA
Molecule: messenger RNA, 2082 nt
Organism: Aedes albopictus (Asian tiger mosquito)
Lineage: Eukaryota; Metazoa; Arthropoda; Insecta; Diptera; Culicidae
Product: potassium/sodium hyperpolarization-activated cyclic nucleotide-gated channel 4-like
Exons: 2
Coding region: 113-1993 (626 amino acids)
Biological process (GO): regulation of membrane depolarization; sodium ion transmembrane transport; potassium ion transmembrane transport
Cellular component (GO): membrane; HCN channel complex
Molecular function (GO): voltage-gated potassium channel activity
Source: RefSeq, a predicted model, not a curated record